CUCUAACACUUUCCAAAUAAUCCGGGAGACUUUGACUUCCUAUUUAAGUAGCAGAGAGGGAGAGAUUUUUACAAAGUUUCCAAAUCAAUGACGAGCCAAACUGAUUCUCUCAUCUUCCUCCCAACUAUUCUACUCUUCCUAAUCGCAUCCACCACCUUAAUCAAUCAUACCCAAUCUCAAACCCAAGAACAGAGCUCAAAUUACGACCUCUGCCCACCAUUCAAUUGCAGCAACAUAACCUUCAGCUUCCCUUUCUCGCGCUCCUCAUCCUUCGGCUCUGCCCAAUUUGACUGUGGUCUCCCUGGUUUCCAAAUCACCUGCGACCAUUCCUCAUCCAUCCCCAGCAGCAUUGAGUUCUCCGGCCGCCACUACCAAGUUAAACAACUCUUCUUAUCGGACCUUCUCGUCACCGUUGUCGAUCACACGCUAAUCAACGAUAUUAAAUUAGGUUCGUGUACGUCUCUUGAGAACCUCACAAAUUCAAUUUCCAACGGCACUGUCGGCGGCGGCGCAGCCCUAGCUCUUCCUGUGGGAGGUGUCAACCUCACCGUCUUCAAGUGUCCGAUUGCUCUCCCCAGUAGAUUCUUUAAUGAAGUUGUGGGUAAUUACAGUUGCAAAGAUGGGAAUUAUUCAGCUUACAUUUGGGGUGGGACUGGGACUCGUCGGCCUGUGGGUCCGCUGGAGAUGCCGAUUGGGUGCGAGCAUGUGAGUUUGCCUGUGUCUGGUGCAAGCUUGCCUCUGCUUGCGUCUAAUAAUAUCACCAACGGUAGUGGUGAUGGUUCUCAGACGCUUCUUGCCCAAGUGUUGAGUAAUGGGUUUCAGCUGGGAUGGCCUAAUAUCACCGACUGCGAUGUUUGUCAGAUGAGAGGUGGACGGUGUGGAUUCGACGGCAGCUCCAGGGGAAUAGUCUGCUUCUGUCAGGGCGGCUGUAUUAAGCAAAAAUCAAAUAGAUGGAAGCUCAUUGUAGGUAUUGCAACUGGAGGCAUUUGUGCUCUGCUUGCUGUAGUCUUACUGCUCAUGUUCAAGUACAAAAGGAGAAUCGCUACAAUCUUCAAGCCAUCAUAUUCUGGAAAGAAUCAAACGACAGGAGAUCAAAGAAAAGCAAAGGAAUUCUUUAAGAAUUACCAAUCAACCUUACUGACAAACUACUCAUACAAUGAUAUAAAGAAGAUGACCAACAACUUCAAAGAAAAAUUAGGGGAAGGUGGAUAUGGAAAUGUCUUCAAGGGAAAGUUGCCACCAGAUGGCCGGUUCAUUGCUGUCAAAAUGCUCAUGGAUUAUAGAGACAACAGCCAAAAUUUCCUUAGCGAAAUCACCUCCAUUGGUAGGAUUCAUCAUGUUAAUGUUAUACGUUUAUUAGGCUUCUGUUGGGAUGGCUCAAGACAGGCUCUUGUUUACGAGUACAUGCCUAACAAAUCGCUAGGGGAUUUGUUACAUAAAGGGGAGGUAAGUGUUUCAUUGGGACUUACACGAUUACAUGAAAUUUCCAUAGGAGUUGCACAUGGACUAGAGUAUUUGCACAAUGGUUGCGACUCACGAAUCUUGCACCUUGAUAUAAAGCCUCAGAAUGUGUUGUUGGACCAGAAUUUUGAUCCCAAAAUUUCUGACUUUGGAUUGGCAAAAGUAUACUCUCGAAAUCAAAGUGCAGUCACGAUGACAAAAGCAGGAGGAACCAUUGGUUAUAUUGCUCCCGAGAUCUUGUUCAGAAAUCUUGGCAAACCUUCUCAUAAAUCAGAUGUUUAUAGCUUUGGAAUGUUGUUACUAGCAAUGGUUGGUGCAAAGACGCAAGUCCAGCCAGAGGCGAACACUUCGAGUGAAGCACAGUUUCCGGGUUGGAUUUAUGACAAGCUCAUGAUUGAUGAAGAAAGGGACAAUAUGGAGCUUGAAGAUUUUGUUGUUGGAGAGGAAGUUUAUAUAGCGAGGAAGAUGCUCAAGGUUGGGCUAUGGUGCAUCCAAAUAAAUCCGAAAGAUCGUCCCUCCAUGGCAAGAGUGGUGGAAAUGUUGUGUGGCAAUGUGGAAGCCAUUGAAAUGCCUCCAAAGCCCAUCUUCUUCUCACCUCCUCGCAAGCAACUUGAGCAGGAGACUAUUAUUAGCUCCAAUGAAAGCGAAAGCAGUGUCUUAGCUCUCACUAGCUCUCGCAAGUGGGAGGCAUGAAAAUGUAAAAAAAUAGAACCCAAAUGACCAAAAAAAGAAGAGUUGCCUAGGGUUGUUUUGAGGAUGAUGAGAAUCAUCUUCAUGUGGUGGUGAAGAUGAUUGGAAGAUGAUGAGCCAUGGUCUUCUUUCAAAUCAUUCAGUUACUCAACUCAGUUGAACAAGCAUUGAUGUUUCCCACUUCAUCUUCUCAUUUAGUGACAAGAUCUCGCAAAAUUUGACAAGGGGGUAAUUUUAUUUCCAUAUAUUAAUUAUUUUCAGUUCUCAAUCAAA
This is a messenger RNA of Camellia sinensis, 2424 nucleotides long. RefSeq names its product LEAF RUST 10 DISEASE-RESISTANCE LOCUS RECEPTOR-LIKE PROTEIN KINASE-like 2.1. Gene Ontology annotation, molecular function: protein kinase activity; polysaccharide binding; ATP binding. NCBI's taxonomy places the organism in Eukaryota, Viridiplantae, Streptophyta, Magnoliopsida, Ericales, Theaceae. Gene Ontology annotation, biological process: protein phosphorylation. The record is from RefSeq and is a predicted model, not a curated record.